AUGAGUGAAAACAAUAAAAAGAAACGGUGCGCGUUAAGCGUGGAUACUAAGCGUAAAAUUAUUAAGUGCGUUGAAGAGAACCCAACAAAGAAAAAAACGGAAAUUGCGAAAGAGUUUGGCAUACCACCUAGCACCUUGGCUACAAUUUUAAAAAGAAAGGACAAGUUCGACAACGAUGAUCUGUGUUCGGCAAUCAAAAAGUUAAAGUCGUGUGAGCUAAAGGAUGUAGAGGAGUGUGUUCUCAAAUGGCUGAAGCAGUGUCGGGACAAAAAUAUUGCUGUAAGCGGUCCAAUCCUUCAAGAAAAAGCCCAGCAGUUUGCUUCUGAACUGGGGCAUGAACAAUUCCGAGCUAGCAACGGAUGGUUGCAAAAUUUCAAAAAACGAAAUGAAAUUAUUUUUAGAAAAAUUUGCGGUGAAAGUGCUAAAGUCGACGAUAGUGUUUGUUCCGAGUGGAAAGAUAAACUUAUCGCGCUAACCGAAGGCUACGAACCGGAAAACAUUUAUAAUGCGGACGAGACGGGACUGUUUUUUAAGUGUUUGCCGGACAAAACCUUGUCGUUUAAGGGCGAUAAAUGCCACGGCGGGAAAAGCAGCAAGGAUCGCCUAACUGUAAUGUUGUGCGCAAACUGCACAGGAACUGACAAAUUAAAGCCUCUUGUAAUCGGGAAGUCAAAAAACCCAAGAUGUUUUAAAAAUCUGACUGAUCUUCCUACGGACUACAUGGCAAACCCAAAGGCUUGGAUGAACUGUGAGGCAUUUACUAAAUGGCUUCAAAGUGUAAACAAAGAAAUGAAAAAGAAAAAGAAGAAAAUUCUUAUGUUUGUGGAUAACUGCACGGCUCAUGGAGACAUUCCUAAACUCAGUAACAUAAAGAUCGAGUUUCUGCCUCCAAACACAACAUCGAAGCUGCAACCACUUGACCAGGGGAUUAUUCAAAGCUUUAAAGUCAAUUACCGAAAAGAGGUUGUUCAACAGUUUCUGAGAGACAUGGAAAGCCGAAUUCCAACUAACAUUAACAUCUUGGACGCCAUGUGGAUGACAACAAAAGCAUGGAGCAAGGUCACGGAGACCACAAUUUCCAACUGCUUCAGGAAGAGCGGAUUCGCCGUUCCGACCUCGGAAGACAACACAGCACAGCCUUUCACUCAAGCCGUCGAUGUUCCUGAGAGUUGGGAACAAAUCCAAGAAGUGCUCAACCUACAGGAGGACGCUGCAGGGUUCGAAGACUUCGUUACAUUUGAUGACGACCUGGCCGUGUGUGGAGAACUAACUGAUGCCGAAAUCAUCUCCUCUGUGACGUCAGAUGAGAAUGCGGAUGUGGCGGAUGUGGAGGAAGAUAACGACGAAGAUGAACAAACUGAGUUGCCUGACCCAACUUCAAAAGAAGCUCAUCAAGCUCUAAGCUUGCUAAAACGUUUUUUUCUUAAAAAGAGUGGUUUGUCUGACGGUGUUGUGAAAUCUAUCACCGACCUGGACUGCGCCUUGGACACGUUGAGCAUCACUGCACGUAAGCAAACAACGAUAACAGACUUCUUCUUUAAUAAUCAGAGUGGAAGUAGCCAAGUAAGUGAAGUAACUGACAAUGCCAACUAA
Molecule: messenger RNA, 1593 nt
Organism: Macrosteles quadrilineatus (aster leafhopper)
Lineage: Eukaryota; Metazoa; Arthropoda; Insecta; Hemiptera; Cicadellidae
Product: tigger transposable element-derived protein 6-like
Exons: 1
Coding region: 1-1593 (530 amino acids)
Cellular component (GO): nucleus
Molecular function (GO): DNA binding
Source: RefSeq, a predicted model, not a curated record